AUGCCUUUCGGCGAUCCACCGGACUACGUGCAUUUGCGGACUAACGAAAGCCAGAUGCAGCUCAUUUCGAUGGGAGACCAGCCGGAGACACCCUCAGGCUCACCCUGCUUCAAUACCUCGUCGACCAGGGAAGAAGCGCCAGCAGUUGUUUUUAUCCCAGGCAAGGGAACUGCUCGAUGGUGGCGAGGGCGGACAUCGUUAGAGAGAAUUUUGAUGCUAGCCAUCGUGCUACUCGUCUUACUUUCAGCAGUGCUUUUAGCAGUAAUAUUAAAUAUGGACAGAAGGGAAUACACCAAAACAACGAGCGCACCAUCUGAGUUGCCAUCUGGAAGUUCGUCUACUCAGAAGGUGCCAACAUCAACGACAUUACCAUCUGAGCCACCUGUAUGCACGACUAUAGGAUGCGUACGGGCUGCUAACGCUAUCAUCAACGCAAUGAACACGUCUGUGAACCCGUGUGAAGACUUCUAUGAGUUUGCGUGUGGAAAGUGGAAUGAGGACCAUCCAAUCCCAGACGAUAUGUCAGGUUUUGGGACGUUCUCCCAUGUCCGGGAGCAAGUUCGACUGCAGUUACGAGUGCUGUUGGAACAGGAAGUGACUUCGGAGUCGAGCUCUAUCAAUAUGGCUCGAAUCGCCUACAAAACAUGCAUGAACAAAGCACAGUUGGAUGAGUUGAAAACGAGUUUACUCUUUGAAACGCUCUCUGAACUUGGUUUCUGGCCGUUGCUUCAGGAUACAUGGAAGCGGGAGAAUUUCAAUCUUACAGACCUGUUGGCAUUGGCCAGGAGAGACUAUGGAGCAGAGUCAUUCUUCCAGACUUACAUAUACGCUGAUGCCAAAAACACAUCCCGCAACACCUUAUUUGUUGAUCAAGGAACACUAUCUCUUGGUAGAGGUUCUCGCGAUUACUACCUAAACACCACCAUGUUCGCCAAUCAUAUGGUCGCAUAUAAGAAAUAUUUCCUUGAGAUUGUAAAAAUUCUUCAUGAGGAUGCUAACAUAACUCUUAACUUGUCGUUGAUCAAAUCCAACGUUGAUAACGUCAUCGAGUUCGAACAAAAAUUGGCUGAGAUUGUGGUCCCUGAGGACGAGAGGAGGAACAGUACGAGACUGUACAACAAGAGAAAGAUCGCAGACUUGUACAGCCAUAUGAACGAUGUUGAUUGGGUGUCGUAUUUUCGACAAGUUGCCCCAUCAGAAAUGGUCGAAAUGUUCAACAACGAGACGGAAAUAAUAAUUGCAGAAAUCGAAUACCUUGAUAAGACCUCGGCAUUGAUCAAAGCUACAGAUAACGAGUUACUGGCUAAUUAUAUUGUGUGGCGGGUCGUACAAGCCAGCGUUCGACUGCUCGAUGAAAGGUUCGAAAACAUAAAACAGGAUUUUUCACGAGUUAUGACCGGUCAGCAACAGCGAUCUCCAAGAUGGAAGGAUUGUGCUCAAGUACCAAGCUCGGUCCUGCCACUUGCCGCUGGUGCCGUCUACGUACAAGCACAUUUUAAUACCGAUGACAAGAGGGAAGCGUUGGAAAUGAUCGAGAAGCUAAGGGAAUCAUUCGCCGAUUUGGUGGGGCAAAAUGACUGGAUGGACAAAGCAACGAAAGAAACUGCAAUUGAAAAGGCGAAUUCCAUGAUCAACAACAUUGGAUAUCCAAAUAUCACAAAUGACAUUAAAAAACUGGAUGAGCAGUACAAUGAGCUCUACAUCCUCCCUGAGGACACCUACUAUUCGUUGAUGAAGAAAGCCGUAGUGUGGAUGCAGAAGAAAGAGUUUCGCAAAUUAUUGAAGCCAUUCGAUAGACACGAGUUCGACGUAUCACCAGCUGUUGUCAACGCAUUUUACUCACCAGAAAAAAAUGCCAUUACCUUUCCUGCUGGAAUACUCCAACCUCCUUUCUUUAGCGGUUCGUUCCCGAAAGCAGUAAAUUACGGAGCUAUCGGUGCUGUUAUUGGUCAUGAAAUAACUCAUGGAUUUGAUGAUCAAGGAUCCCAAUACGAUAAGGACGGAAAUUUGCAGAACUGGUGGAGUGCUCGUUCUCUUGAAGCAUUUGAUGAGCGCAGACGCUGCAUCGUUGAUCAAUACGGGAACUAUACCGUGCCCAAAAUUAACAUGAAGGUGAACGGAAAGCUGACACAGGGGGAGAACAUUGCAGACAACGGCGGCGUCAAAGAGGCACUUAAGGCAUACCGGAAAUAUAUAGACAUGAAGGGGGAGGAGCCGCGCCUUCCAGGGUUACAACACUACACCAAUGUUCAGAUCUUCUUCCUCAGCUACGCUCACUUCUGGUGUGGUCAAAAAAAGGAGGCGGCUGCAGUGCAGCAAGUGACAACAGACGAACAUUCUCCUGAAAUAUUUCGUGUUUCGGGAGUCCUCUCAAAUCUUCCUGAUUUCGCAGAAGCGUUCGCUUGCCCGAAGGGGUCUCCGCUCAACCCUGAUAAACGAUGUGUGGUUUGGUGA
Messenger RNA from Necator americanus (New World hookworm), 2454 nucleotides. RefSeq lists its product as uncharacterized. Gene Ontology annotation, biological process: protein processing. The transcript is spliced from 23 exons. The coding region runs from base 1 to 2454 and encodes 817 amino acids. The record is from RefSeq and is a predicted model, not a curated record. NCBI's taxonomy places the organism in Eukaryota, Metazoa, Nematoda, Chromadorea, Rhabditida, Ancylostomatidae. Gene Ontology annotation, cellular component: plasma membrane. Gene Ontology annotation, molecular function: metalloendopeptidase activity.